GCUUAAUCAUAAUGGAGUAAUAAUAUCAUUAUUAUUCAUAGCUAAGCAGGAUACAAUCAUUCUCAAAUUCAAUCACUACUUCAUUAAUCAUCCAAUUUAAUUAGAUAACCCAGAAUAGGUCAAUAAGGAUCUAUAGGCUAAACUGAAACUUUCUAAUAUAAGUACAAUCACUUCUCUAUUAUAUAGUCCUUAGUUGAGGCAACCCUAAGUACAAUAGUAUUCAUCUUAAAAUAUCGGAAUAGCGUAUAUUAUUAAUAUUAUUCGAAAGCCCCUUUUCUGCAAGACAAAUUGCUACUACACCUGUUUUAUCCCAAAGUAUUACAUAAUCACAACCUCUUCUAAUCACUCCCUCUGUUAGGAUUGCACCUACACAACCAAAUAACGCUGAAGUGCAUCAUUAAGAAAGACCUUUACAAGUUGUCACAAUGGAUGACAUGGACUCAAGGUGGAAAACAAAAUGCAGUAAUUUCAAUUAUGUAAUUUUAAGUGCAAUUGGAAGUGUGUUUGUUUGAUCUUCAACAAGAAAAUCUUAGAUUAAAAGGAGGUGCCCCUUAGAUUUCCUAUGUUUAAGAUGAUACCAAAGUAAUAUAAAUUAACAUUCUAGAUUAACGAACUUGUGAAUGCUAACAAAGAGUUAAAAUUUUAAGAAUAAAGUCUCAGAUAGGCUAAUAAAUAAUUACAAGACGAAUUAGACUAAUGGAAAUUACGUUAUAAAUAACUUUAGGAAUCUAAUUCGAAAAAUCAAGGAGCAGAUGAUGAGAUAAGACUUCUUAAAAAGAAAAUUAGUAAAUAUCUACCAUUAUCUUUAAGACAGCUUAACAGAUGACCUGAAAAAUUCCUAAGAACAAAAUGAAUUUAAAGACCAAGAAAUUCGUAAACUCAAACUACUCAUGAAUGAUAAAGACAAUGAACUUGAAUCGCUAGACCAAAGAAUAAGAGAAUUGGAAAUAUAAUUGGAGAGUUUCUCAUUAUCAGAAUAGUAAAUUAUUUCUCUGUAAGGGGAAGUAGAAUUAUGGAAAAAGAAAUUCAAAUAGCAAAAUGAAAUUAAUUCUGAUAUUUCAGAAAAACUUACAAUGGCUGAAACAUAAUUAGAGGCCUUGAGAAAGAGCAAAGUUACAGUAACCAAAGAAAGUGAAAUUAAAAGGACCGGGCCAUCUGGUACUGCAGUGACAACUUAAUUUGAAACAAGUAGCAUCAAAGGGGCUACUAUAGCUCCUGGAGGGUAUAGUACUUAUGGUGCUAACAAUAGUGGGAGAAAUUCAGUUGUUAGAAAUUCAGGGUAUAACGACAGAAAAUAAUUGUGAU
This is a messenger RNA of Paramecium octaurelia, 1305 nucleotides long. The record is from the annotation of a GenBank genome assembly. NCBI's taxonomy places the organism in Eukaryota, Ciliophora, Oligohymenophorea, Peniculida, Parameciidae.